AUGGCUUCGGAACUGAAAGCGAACGAGCCCAAUGUGGCUGGUUGGAGGGAGACCGUUACGGAUCUCACCGCGCGGGAGCAGCUGGUGGUGCCGCCCAGCCAGCCAUUUGAUCUUGUCAAAGUCCGACUCCAAACCCAGAACGGAGGCAAUGCUUUCUCGACCGCUCGCAAUAUCUGGGGCCAAAGAAGGGCCUUUGGCAUGUUACACAGGCACUCUUAUGCCGCUGUUAGGCGUUGGGGCUUGCGUAGGCCAUCUAUCCACCCAACGAACCCACUUUUAGCUGGAACAUCUCCAGACAGUCGCCCCGGACAUGACGUAACCCUAUCCAUACCGCAAUACUACCUCGCCGGUGCAGGAGCUGGAGUAGCCACCAGCAUCAUCUCGGGUCCAGUAGAACACAUCCAUAUCCGUCUGCAGACCCAACCACACGGCGCAACCAGGAUAUACAACGGCCCUUGGGGCUGCGCUCUCAAGCUCCUCCGCACCGCCGGCACCCGCGGUAUCUAUCGAGGACAGGCGGCGACUCUCCUCCGAGAAAUCCACGGCUACGGAGUAUGGUUUGCAGCGUACGAGGGCUUCGUGGGCAUCGCCAUGGGCCGCCAACAGAAGAAACGAGAAGAACUCCCCAGAUGCCAGAUAGCAAUCCGUGGAGGGCUUGCGGGGGAGGCGCUCUGGCUCCUGAGUCACCUAUUGGACGUGAUCAAGAGCAAGAUGCAAAGCGAUGGAUUUGGGGCCGAGGAGAAAUACCGCACCUUGAGAGUCGCUUUUCGGCAUACUUGGGCCACAGGGGGCUUGGUUUACGGUCUCGGACCGGCUCUUCUUCGGGCUAUGCCUGUGAGCGCGGGCACGUUUGCUACGGUAGAGGUGGUGCGGAAGUUUCUGGGUUAG
Molecule: messenger RNA, 888 nt
Organism: Aspergillus nomiae NRRL 13137
Lineage: Eukaryota; Fungi; Ascomycota; Eurotiomycetes; Eurotiales; Aspergillaceae
Product: carrier protein YMC1
Exons: 6
Coding region: 1-888 (295 amino acids)
Biological process (GO): mitochondrial L-ornithine transmembrane transport
Molecular function (GO): L-ornithine transmembrane transporter activity
Source: RefSeq, a predicted model, not a curated record